Molecule: messenger RNA, 828 nt
Organism: Guyanagaster necrorhizus
Lineage: Eukaryota; Fungi; Basidiomycota; Agaricomycetes; Agaricales; Physalacriaceae
Product: NAD(P)-binding protein
Exons: 5
Coding region: 1-828 (275 amino acids)
Source: RefSeq, a predicted model, not a curated record
AUGAAGCUCGCAAUCACUGGCUGCAAUGGAUCCGUCGGGAAACAGGUCGUUCUUCUCUCUCUCAAGCGGGGUCAUUCAGUCGUUGGAAUCGACGUCAACGGCCCAAUUUCCCUGACUGACGAGAACUAUGUGUUCUACAAAGUCGACCUUCGCGUAUACGAAGACACGCUCAGGGUACUGCAGGGAUGUGAAGGGAUCAUACAUCUCGCCGCUUUUCCAAACCCAGGAGACUACGGGGUAACUGCGCACAACAGCAACGUCGUAAUAUCAUGGAACGUCCUUCGUGGUGCAGCACAAUUGGGGAUCACGCGAAUCGCACAAGCAUCUUCUGUGAAUGUCCUUACGAUGGUGUACUCAAAUCAACCUCACUUUGAUUAUUUUCCCAUCGAUGAGGAUCAUCCAUGUCUCCCAGAUGAGCCUUACGGAUUAUCCAAAGUCAUUUGCGAGCUCCAAGCUGACGCUAUAGUCCGUCGAUACCCCACAAUGCGCAUCGCUAGCCUCCGCCUUCACUGGUCCGUUCCCGACAAGUCCAAACCGCGCUCUCUUCCUGUUGACAAAGCCAAAAACGACCUAUGGGGAUACGUCAACGACGAGUCCGCUGCCGACGCGUUCGUCCUGGCAGUGACACAAGACAGCCGGAACUGGUCCGGCCACGAAGCGUUUUUCAUUGUGGCGCCUGACACAGUAGUAGAAGAAGAUUCUAGGUUACUUAGGGAAAGAUUCUGGCCGACGGUGAGAAUCACAGAAGGGAAGGACGUUAGUGGGAACAAAGGAUUCUUUGAUUGUGGUAAGGCACAAAGACUUCUGGGGUGGGUGCAUUUUCCUUGA